Molecule: messenger RNA, 378 nt
Organism: Penicillium verrucosum
Lineage: Eukaryota; Fungi; Ascomycota; Eurotiomycetes; Eurotiales; Aspergillaceae
Exons: 3
Coding region: 1-378 (125 amino acids)
Cellular component (GO): membrane
Source: RefSeq, a predicted model, not a curated record
AUGUUUCCCACCAUCGAUCAUGCUCUAAACCUUACGGUUAGGGCAGGCACUUGGGCCUUUAAGAACCCUACUUUAGCUGCCUGUGCCGUAGGUGGGGCUGGAGGGGUUGUCGUUGUCGCUGCCCCAGUGCUGGUGACAGGCCCCAUUCUGUGGGGUCUAGGAUUCAAAUCGGCUGGUGUUGCUGGAGGGUCAUACGCUGCUGUGGUUCAAAGUUCCAUAGGGAACGUUUCAACCGCUAGCUUGUUUGCAACAGGACAGAGUGCAGGGGCAGGUGGUCUGGGGUUAGUGGCUGUAAACACCAUUGCACAGGCAUGUGGUGUGCUCACUGGUAUGUUAAGUGCUGGGUUCGCCUGGUUUAAAGGCAACAGGAGUGGUUGA